This is a messenger RNA of Scaptodrosophila lebanonensis, 627 nucleotides long. RefSeq lists its product as uncharacterized. Bases 1 to 627 code for a protein of 208 amino acids. The transcript is spliced from 3 exons. The record is from RefSeq and is a predicted model, not a curated record. NCBI's taxonomy places the organism in Eukaryota, Metazoa, Arthropoda, Insecta, Diptera, Drosophilidae.
AUGGCCAAUGCACAACGUCAGCAACAAGCGCCGCCCAGACAAGACCUUCAAACGCCCAACUUUGACGAUGUCGAUGGCGAUACCGAUAGCCUUGGCGGUGGCGAGAGUUUCGAAAGCUUUGCCGGCAGCAGUAGCGAGGGGGAUGAAGUGCAGCGAAAUAUCAAGCAGAUAGUGGGACGUCAGCUGAGCAGCGCUGUUGUGGAGCCGCUAGCGGCUGCUGUGCCACUUCUCCUUAAUCGCCGACCGGCGAUUGUGGCGCCAGCGGUGCGAGGUCCGGUGUCCAGCGAUGAGUCCGAAGAAUCUAGUGAGGAGGAGGAGGAGUCCGACUAUAAUCCCUGGCGGGAUAAUUUCUAUGAUCUGCUUCCGGAUGGCAGCUACGUUUAUGGUUACUCGCUGCCAAAUGGCGUGCGUCGCUAUGAACGCAGCUUCUAUUCGGAGGAGCUGGAUGGUCAGGUCGUUGAGGGCUUCUAUACGCAGCCGCGCCAACUGGGGCACGGUCUGAAGUAUGAGCUGCGCUGCUAUCGAUCCGAUAUUAAUGGCUAUAAGGCCUUGCCAGUGGAGUUUUUGAGACGCCCGCCACGGGUGGAACGCGAUGAGAGGCCCGAUGUCGAUUGUUUCGAUAAGUAA